This is a messenger RNA of Nerophis ophidion (straightnose pipefish), 4314 nucleotides long. RefSeq lists its product as uncharacterized. The record is from RefSeq and is a predicted model, not a curated record. Lineage: Eukaryota; Metazoa; Chordata; Actinopteri; Syngnathiformes; Syngnathidae. Gene Ontology annotation, cellular component: cytoplasm. The transcript has 4 exons. Bases 180 to 3278 code for a protein of 1032 amino acids. Gene Ontology annotation, biological process: negative regulation of nodal signaling pathway.
GCAUUGCGAGGCUGCGCGGCUGCGUGUCACCAUGGCGACCGGCACCGCGCUCCUGACUCACACAUGAGCGCGCACAGGACGUCACUGGCGGGUUAAUGCUGCUCACCGCGUCCGCUUUGCCGCAAUCAAGCCGCCGCCUGGACGCCCACUAAAAGUGAGGUCCGGCGUUUGGCGGGAGGAUGGCGGCGCGUCGCGGCUGCGUCAACUCGCUCUGGUCGGGGAGCGAGCGUGUCCGCAUCGGGGAGCGCCUCAAAGCCACGCUGGCCGGCGUGCUGGAGCUGGAGCUGCUGCGGUGCCAACAACUGCAGCUGGUGGACGCGGCUCUGGCGGACGCAGCCGCCCAGCCGGAGGCGGAGCCGGAGCUAGAAGUGGGGGCGAGAGGAACCCCGGGGAGCGGAGUCGAGGACGCCGAGCGGAGCGCUGCGACCCCCGGCAGGCAACAGGCCCCUUCCCCCUCAGAUAUAAUACGCUGUCAGAAUAACCCGGACACCAACGCAGACGGGACGGGACGUACUUCGGUAGGCAGUGGAAGUAACUCCCGCUGGUCCACCCUAUCCUGGGACGCCCCCUCGGAUCUGCUGUCACCCCCGACGCCCGACACGGGUGCUUUAGCCCACCUAGACAGUGACUCCAGACCUAGCUCAGGGUUCUAUUCUGUGAGUGGCAGCUCGCUGUCCGACUCCUGCUACUCCGUGUCCAGUGAGGCUGCCCCUGCAGUCAGACCCCUGAAGCUGUGGGACCAGGUCCCCAGUUCCACUGACAACACUGACAUUUUGUGGUCAGACUGUGCGGUGCAGCAGCCCGUACUCCACCAUCCACACAAGGAAUCUGAGCCAACAGGAGAGUCGGCAGUUUCAGUUUCAAGUGACCCUGAGGUGUCUGGUCUCAGUUUUUUGUUCAACCUCUGCUCAGGCCUCAACUACCCCUUGAUUUCUUACCUCCUAAAACUCGACCGUGUCUCCCAUGUGCAAAAACCACAGUUGGAACCAUGUUACUGUGAAGACCUCGUGUCCCAUAGGACAAAAGAGGUGUACCCAUACCCCAGUCCAUUACACGCAGUCGCCCUCCAGAGUCCCCUCUUCACCGCUCACACUCAAGAGCCCCCAGCUUCUCCUAACCCUGAAGGGAACCAGUUGCACAAACCAACAGAGACGAUAAGUCAACAUGUCCAACGUUCGAAUCCCACUACCCAGUCCUCUCUGACACAGCUGGAGCAGUACAUCUUUAGGCUCGCUCACGAGUACCACCAUCGAAUAAACCUCUCCAUACCUGAUCUCGCCUCAAAUGCUACCCCAUGUUCAUUCGCGCACAGAGGCUUUAGCACGCCUGGUAAAAGUCACGGUUCCACUCAGUCCCUGUCCGCCUUUGAGAGCCGCAAUACACCUUCUAAUGUAACACCUUGCAAAUCACUACUGGGUAACUCGGCUAGAGUUAGUCUCAGCACUGCAGGGAAAAAAGCCACUAGGAACUCAAUCAACCUGGGUAGCCUUCCCUCUGCGACUGGAGAUGAUCUAAAAAUCAACUUGCAUCUCAACCUAAACUUGAACCUCGCCCAUGGUUUGAACUCCAACACAGGGCUUGUGGACAAACCCAAAAAUGUCAAUGUGGGAGAUGACUCAGCAGCUUCAGUACCAACACAAGCCUCCUCCACACCCGGCCCAGCACUUAGAGCACGGCCCCGCAUUUCCACCUGUCCCAACUCUCUGAGCCAUCGCAGCUCCCUGGAGGUCACUUCGACUCCUGGAGCCACUUCUGGAUUCGGGUCAGCAGCCUUCUCUCGCUCCUUGGACUGGAGUGCAGGGCCUCUAUCUGAGGCUGGAACCUUAACAUUGGGCAACAGUUCUGGAUCUGGCCCAGGGUCUCAGCAUAGCAGCUUGAUGCAGGAGUCCAGCCCCAGUCCCAGACUAACUGAGGAGUCCCCUGUGGUGGAAGAGAUCUCACGUCUUUCUGGCCUGUCUAGGGCUGUGGUAAUCGGACUGAUGGAGCAAGGCGUAGAGCUGGACAUCGACUGCUUCCAGGCUGAUGCAGCCAAAGAGGUGAAGAAGCAUGGUCAAGGUCACCUGAAAGCCCACACAGAGCAACCACAUGACUAUAUACGACUGCCUGAGCUGAACCCUCAAAGACCAAUCCAGUUGUCUCUCAGCGUCACACAUUCGCCACAGUCCCAGUGCAGUGUCACCCCACCCCUAUCGCACUCCAGCAGCCCCAUUCACCCUUACCAUGCUCCCUCUCCACACUACUUCUCUCACAGCCACUACCAGCAGAUCCCCUCCCUGUCUGACCUCCCCUCCUCUACGGCGUCCUCUCCCGCCUCCCGCCCAACACAGAGAGCCCACUCUCCCCCACGUCCUCUCCAACCCUCUCCGUUGGGGGCUACCCCUCUCUCUGUGUUCCGAAGAGACGCCCCUUUUCAGUGUUCCCUGCCUCGUGCCACCAUCACAACGUCCCCUGUGGAGUACGCCGGCAUCCAUCCCAGGGGUGGAUCCCUUCGACACAGCGGGGGAGAAAGCGGGGCUACUGGGAGCUGGAAUAGGGUGGAGGGGGACGGGCUCUACAGAGGCAAGCAUGCGUCUCACAAGUUGAUAAGGGCAUCAACCGUGAGCAGCUACGCCAGGAGGGAGGAUUAUGACACUACUUGGGGUGAGGAGGUGACACAAUCAUGCAGAAAGCCUUCCAGCAAACUUAGCAGAGCCUUUGAGGGGCGUCUCUGGAGCAAAGACUCACAGAGUGAGAGGGAGGAGAUGGACAGGGCAGAGUAUGGCUAUGGCUGGACAAGGAACAUCGGCGGAAGCUGGAAGGGGGAACAGAGAAGGGUAAAGGUAAAACAAUCUCCUGUCUUCUCCAAGAAGAGGGUUAAGGAAGGUGUGGAGAAACGGAGUUCUGGCGUCAGGAUGUCCAGGAGGGCUCUGUUCAGGAGCGAGUCCCAGGGCUUGUUGGUUCCUCGCAAGCACGAUGAGCCCACUCAUCGGGCAAACUGGGUCUCCUCCUUCGAUGUGGGGCAAAGUGCUGCGACUGCGAGCAGAGAUGAAGGCAACAGACUGCUGAGAGCAAAGGAGGACAAACACCUCUCGUCCACCGCCAGCCUUUUUAACCUCUCCUGCUCUCAGAGCCUAGACAGCAGCUGUCAUUCCCUCUCGCCUCUUUCCUCUCCCUCCUUUUCUCCAUCCCCACCACCCAGGCUGGCCCUCCAACGUUCUCGGUCCUUGAGGGACUUGGGGAAACGAGUCUUUGGGUCCAUGAGGUCCUUAAGUCUCAAACAGAAAUCGUCUAAAAAAUGACAUUUGUUCAGCUGCCGAAUGUAAAUGUGAUUAAGUAGUGCUUUUGGCCGAGAGACUACAGGUUCUCCCAUCAACCACUCAUUAGAUGGACAUUCCUCUCAGGCACAUUAAUCCAUAUAAUGUAUUGCUUCAAAAAGUGUCUUUCAGUCCAAUUCGAAGGCGGGGGCAACUUUAUGACUGCACUGCAUCUCUAAUUAAAUAAAGUGAUGCAGCCCGGGAGUGUUUGCCUUAAGAAGAAUGUGAAUUAGAAGGGUCUGGAGAUGCAAUCCUGUGUACAUUUUUGUGAAGUGGUUUGGAGCACUAAUUUAGGCAAUAGUAGAUACGGUAGUAGUCAAAAGGUAGGGGACAUUAUUGUAUUGGUUAUAGAAACAUGACUGCUGUACCUCCUGAGUAUGAAUGUACUGUAUAUGUGUACACUGGUCUGCAUGCUGCUCUGUGAUCAGCUAUUGUCAACAUAUUGUAUUCUUCUUUUAUUAUUGGAAAUCAUGCCUCUGAAGUACAAUCAUACCGGCCAAAUGUUGACCAAAACCAAACCUAUCUUGCAUUUGCUCAGGAUUUUGAAAAUGUUGAGUAACUAAUUGCCGCUUCAAAUGACUCAAAGCAUUAAUGAAAUAAACGCUGGAACAAAGAAAACCUUGUAUCAAAUACACACACAACCUAUAUUGACAUUUGUUUGACAGCAGCGGUGGCUUGAGCAGAAUUUAUUGGUUUAAAAAGUAGAUUAGUUAAGAAAGCACAAAUUCAACAGUGUGGUGCAUGAAGUCUCCGUUUUUAGGUUUCCAAGGCAGCUCUGUGGACUGAUCUUCGCAGCUAAACCCAAGUUCUCUGUUGCUAGGGAACACCAGAUUUGGUCUUCACUUCAAAAACUUGACUUUUCCCCCUCAGUUUAAACAUACUAUUACUUCUGUGCCUCUCUCACCUCUCACACGAUGACAUCAGUGCAUUCAGGUUUUCAUUACAGUGUUGCUCUGUUGAACUUGAACAAAGUCCCCUCCUGCAUCUGUGGGGACUCCAGAGUCGCUCUUUGUGCUGGAAG